Messenger RNA from Esox lucius (northern pike), 3693 nucleotides. It is a transcript of the gene slc35e4, whose product is annotated as solute carrier family 35 member E4. Lineage: Eukaryota; Metazoa; Chordata; Actinopteri; Esociformes; Esocidae. Gene Ontology annotation, molecular function: antiporter activity. Gene Ontology annotation, cellular component: Golgi apparatus. The transcript has 4 exons. The coding region runs from base 265 to 1383 and encodes 372 amino acids. The record is from RefSeq and is a predicted model, not a curated record.
CUGAUCGGACGAUAACGAGGCGGCCUGCCAGCCGUCUGUCUGCCUAGGAUGGUUUUGUGUUGUUACCAAAACUAAGAUAUACAACGAGAGAGCUGUUGAAUGGGUGAAACGAAUCGUCAUAGUUGUACUGGGAAUCACGAGACCUCUCGCAUGAAGGAAGCUUCUAUCUGGCACUGCAGCUGCUACCAGAGCGGUGGUUUGCUUUCCGGACUGGCGAAUUUCGACGUCAUUCAUGGCUAACAACGAAACGAGGAUGAAACGAACAUGAUUAGCACCGAUGGCCUCUCUAAAUGUGAGGCGACCGGGUGCAAGACGGGGAAAAGGCCGCUGGCGGAGAUGCUGCACCUUCUGUCUGCAGUCAUUAUAUGGCUUGUGACGGGAACGACCAUUUCCAGUGUUAACAAAUGGAUUUUUGCCGUGUACAACUUCAGGUACCCCUUGCUGCUUUCGGCCCUGCACAUGUUCACUGCGAUAGUGGUGGACUAUGGGAUAAUUAAACUGCGAAUGUUCAAGCACAAAGAUGGGGUUGACAGGCAGAAGGACCUUACCACCGGUGCCAAAUGCAAGGUGUUUCUAUUGAGCUUGACAUUUUGUGCCAGCAUCGCCUUUGGCAACGUGGGUCUGAACUAUGUACAGCUGUCAUUUGCCCAAAUGAUCUACACCACCACGCCAAUCUUCACCCUGGCGAUAUCAACCCUGAUACUGGGCAAGCAACACCACAUCCUCAAAUACACCGCCAUGAUGCCGAUUUGUCUGGGAGCCUCGUUUAGCAUUAUGGGCGAGGUUCAGUACGACCAGACCGGCUGCUUCUUCGUAUUUGCCGCAACAAUGUUGAGAGGUGUCAAAACCAUCCAGCAAAGUAUCUUGCUCCAGGAAGAGAAGAUCAACUCAGUAUUCCUGCUCUACCUGAUGUCCAUCCCCAGUUUCUGCAUCCUGGCUGUAGCCGCCCUGGUCCUGGAGAACUGGGCUGGGCUCGAGUCCCCGAUGCACUACGACCCCAACCUGUGGCUCUUCAUCCUGCUCAGCUGUCUGGGUUCUGUUCUGUAUAACCUGGCCAGCAGCUGCGUCAUCACCCUGACCUCCGCCGUCACCCUGCACAUUCUGGGCAACCUGAGCGUGGUGGGCAACCUGCUGCUCUCCCAGCUGCUGUUCGGAAAUGAAAUGUCAGCGCUCAGCUAUGCCGGCGUGGCUCUCACACUCUCCGGCAUGCUGAUCUACCAGAACUGUGAGUUCAUUUCCGACUACCUGGGCACCCGGCGAGCGAAAGCGAGGGAGCUCAGCCGAACGAAGGUGGUAGACCCUGCCGGCCCGUCACGAGCGCCCCCCCGAGACAUUCAGGAGAGGGCAGGCACGCACGACAAGCGAGAGGACAAGAUAGACUGAGAAUGAACAAGGAGGGCAAGAGUAGUAGUUGGACUGCUUACAGUAGCCCUUUCCUCUGCGUUUAAACCGGGUGUUUCUGAGGUUUGGGAGAUCUCAAGGUCAUAGUUGACGACGACAUGAAUGAUAGAGCAUGUUUGGUUGGGUCAUUUUUACCUCAUCACUGUGCCAAUGUAUUUAUUUUGCCUCAUGGAACACAAGUCGGUCGAGGUCAGCUGAUGAGAAAAAAAAGAAUGAAAAAGUUGCCUUUAUGAAUCUGACAGUUGAGUUUGUACUGUUCUAACACCUAUACAUGCGCAAAUACUGGUAUAUGCAUGCAUUAGCUCAUUAACCGAUCUCAUGUGGCAUGGCGCACUGUCACACACUUACUCCACUGUGAACCUUUUUACCGCUCAACUCAAUGGGAUGGUUGGGCAGGAAGGACUAGGUACCGUCCUCCUGUGGAUGGGCACAUGUACAUUUAAACCAACAUGCUACUUUACCUAACCUCCCCCUGGUCUUGUAUCAGUGGGAAACAAUUUUUCUGGCAGCUUUAUGUGUGGGGAGUCUUAAACUGAGGGUGCUACGUUUGUAAUAGUGCUGUACUUUUUGUCUAUAUGACGUUUACAAUGGGAAGGGAUUUCAAGCUGAAAGGGUCUGCAUAUCAUUUCUGGUGUUUAGGAAUGGCGCAUAGACAACCCAACUGUUCAUCUACUGCAGAGUUCCCCUUCCCAGUUCCUGGAGACCUACUGUCUUGUAGGUCUUCUCUUCUACCCCAUUUGUGACUAACAUGAUUUUAGCUGUUUAUCCAGCUGAUUAUUAGAAUGAUGUGCUAAAUUACAGUUGGAGAGAGAACCUACAGGAACUGGGUUUGACAGCCAUGGUCUAUUGCAUUUUAAAGCACAGAUGUGAGGGAUGGCACUUUGUCCUGCUCCAUGCCUCUUUGAGUUUCCCUUCAGUUGCCAUGUAAUAAAAAUAACCUAUUAUAAUCAGUUUAAUAUCCUUCGGCCUGUUGUCACAGCGGCAAACCUCUAUUAUUAGGCCCAUCCGCUCUCUAAGGAGUCCCACACAUCUUUAGUACGCUCUCCUAAUGAGGGAGGUCAUAAAAAGGAUCUUGUUCCCUUCAUGGCUCCCUUACCGCCACUCCAGGCCUGAACAGAAAUGUCUUCCCUGCCAGGUCUCAUGUUUCCACUGGAGGGGUGGCUCUGCUUUGAACCUUCACAUUUAGUCUCUUUUUAAAACUGACCUCUGGCCGGAUGCUGUUUUUGUACCUCAUUUCAUUGCGUGAAAUAUUUAUGAUGCUGUUUUUUUUUUAUAUCCCCUUUUAAAUUGGAUAAGCAAAACCUCUGUAUCCUAGAAUGGGCUAAGAGGAGGUUUUUAUUGUUUGUAGCAUCUACUGCUAAACAGACAUCAGCUUGUACCGGAAUAAACCGUAAUCAGAGUCUGAAAUGCAAUUAAAAUUUGCAUGUGCUGUGUUCAAACGUGGCACUGAAAUGCUGUAUGACCAAGGUCACUUGGUAACAGGAAGUUGGGUCAGCAAAUAAUGUUGGUUCUGUAAUGCAAAGUCUUGUAGAAGUCUAAAACCCAGGCCAGCACUAAGAGUGUAGAAAGAGCAUGUUUCUAAAAUUCCUUCCCAGUCAAUGAACCUUCAGGUUUGGCAGAAAGUUUUGAACUGUUCUCAUUUCACACCUACACCCUAUUACAUGGAACAGGAUAAAUAUAAGCUUCUCAUUUUUGACUUUAUGGUUUCACUUCUGUAAAGACUCUGGAACAUGUUGCCAUAUUUACAGCAAUAGACAGAACGAUUUGUUGCCAGUCUUGAGUAAAUGAGUCAUUUAAAUAAAGACAAAAUGAAUGCUGGCCGUUUUUAUUUUACAGUUCUAUUGAGAGGACCUUGUUAUUGAUGUUAGUUAAAUACCUCGAAAUAAAACAUGGCUUCAGUACAUUUGCAGAUUGUGAUCAAGCAGCUAGCUGUCUACCUAAAGCCAGGGGUUUGCAACUGGUAUCUGUAAAUAGCCUAUUGAUCUAAAGGCAAGUUUGGUUUAGUAACUUCUGACUAAUAAGGGACUUUUCAAUGGGUGGGUUGAUAGCUGGGUUGAAUUUUUUAAACUGACAAAUCUGGGCUUGGCUAGGCUGGCUGCUUGUUCACACAGGUGUUGUCUGUGACAGAAUAUAAGGGCAAAACGCAUAUUGCACUGAUGAGAAGAGAUUCUGCCUUUAUGGGGGUAUGACUCUGUGUAUAUACUGUUUUUAAUGUCAGCAAAAGUUAAAUGUAAAUAAUUAUUUUAUUAUAUUUAUGUAUUUUACAAUCAUGGAAGGCUGGCUCAAAUAUAC